Messenger RNA from Acanthochromis polyacanthus (spiny chromis), 5646 nucleotides. Its product is annotated as polypyrimidine tract-binding protein 3-like. NCBI's taxonomy places the organism in Eukaryota, Metazoa, Chordata, Actinopteri, Pomacentridae. Gene Ontology annotation, cellular component: nucleus. Gene Ontology annotation, biological process: mRNA processing; regulation of RNA splicing. The record is from RefSeq and is a predicted model, not a curated record. Gene Ontology annotation, molecular function: mRNA binding.
AAGUGAAUAUCUAUUUCUUUAGUGUUUAUUUUUUUCUGAGGCGUGUCCGCCAGCCGCCAUGUUCUGCCAUGUCGUCACCAAACAGGAAGUGAUCUCGUCGCUGCGGAGGCUCGCGGACACAAACGGCUCUUCUUCUUCUGCUCCUCUUCCUCCACUCGGAACAUGGACGGGAAUCGGAGCUGCGUUCAGUUGGCUGCUCUGCGAACAUGAGCUCCUCCCACCUGUCCACAGUGGAUGGCACUGAGAGGCUGUGUGUGUCUGAGCGUGCUCAGGGCGUCCCUUCUCGGGUCCUCCACCUGCGUCAGCUUCCUGGUGACGUUUCUGAACAGGAAGUACUUGCUCUAGCGCUUCCCUUUGGCCGAGUUAGUCAGGUGAUCACGCUGAAGGCCAAGAACCAGGCAUUCGUAGAGAUGGCAUCGGAGGAAGCGGCCGUUACCAUGGUGAACUAUUACACCUCGGCCACGCCCACCGUCAGGAACCAGCCAAUCUUCAUUCAGUACUCCACGCACCGUGAGCUCAAGACUGACAAUCUGACUAAUCAGAGGGCCAUCAGUGCAGCAGCAGUGCAUUCUGGGAGCAUGGCGUCUGGAGGGGAGGGGCGUGGCUUCGCUCCGGGUCAGAGUCCUGUCUUGAGGAUCAUCGUAGAGAAUUUUUACCCGGUGACUCUGGAGGUCCUGCAGCAGAUCUUCAGUAAGUUCGGUUCCGUGUUGAAGAUCAUCACCUUCACCAGAAAUAAUCAGUUUCAGGCUCUGCUGCAGUUCAGUGACGCCGUGCACGCUCAGCACGCCAAGGCUUCUCUGGACGGUCAGAACAUCUACAACGGCUGCUGCACGCUGAGGAUCGACUUCUCCAAACUGAGCGCGCUCAACGUCAAGUACAACAAUGACAAGAGCCGCGACUUCACCAGAGCCGACCUGCCGACCGGUGAGCUGGAGCCGGCCGCCGCCUUCGGUGUAGCUUUGCCUCCGUACGGAGCAGCAGCGUUCCCGCCCACCUUCCAGCAUCACACAGGUGUCUCCAUGGCGACCGUCCCCGGCUCCCUGGUGUCUCCCCGGCUGUCCCUGCAGGUGGAGCCCCCUACCGUCCACUCGGUGCUGCUGGUGUCCAACCUGAACCCUGAGAGCGUCUCACCUCACUGCCUCUUCAUCCUGUUCGGUGUUUACGGAGACGUCCAGAGGGUGAAGAUUCUGUUCAACAAGAAGGAGAACGCUCUCGUCCAGAUGAGCGACGCUACUCAGGCUCAGCUCGCAAUGAGCCACCUGAAUGGCCAGCGUCUCCAUGGUAACGUGAUCCGGGUGACACUGUCCAAACACCCGGAGGUGCAGCUUCCCCGCGGGGCGGCGGGGCAGGAGGAGCAGGCGCUGACCCGGGACUUCUCAGGCUCCGCCCUCCACCGCUUCAAGAAACCGGGAUCUAAAAACUUCAACAACAUCUUCCCUCCUUCGGCCACGCUGCACCUGUCCAACAUCCCGUCCUCUGUCAGUGAGGAGGUGUUGAAGGAUUUAUUUUCUUCUGGUGGAUUCUCAGUAAAAGCCUUCAAGUUUUUCCAGAAGGACAGGAAGAUGGCGCUGAUGCAGCUGGCAUCGGUGGAGGAGGCCAUCGAGGCGCUCAUCUCGCUGCACGACCACCAGCUGGACCACAACCAGCACCUCCGGGUGUCCUUCUCCAAGUCCACCAUCUGACCUCUGACCUCAGCGGCCCGCCGGCCAAUCAGAACGCAGGGCUUCUGAUUUGCCGGACAGAGGGACGGACGGACCAGCGGCAGAGCCCGAGACACCUUCCAUCUUUCUGUGCCUACAAAUGGCUCGACAUCACGGGGCGGAUGAUGUCACAGGCAGGGGUCAUUGCCACGGUUACAGAGCACAUUCCUGAGCAUUGUGGGUAAUGGAGUCCAGCGAGGAGCCGGCGUGAGUCCAAGUCAAAGACAGAUGAAGUUUAUUUUGAACCGAAGCUUUGUUCAUUGUGAGUGUUCAGCUGCCGUCUGAUUGGCUGGAUUUAUUUCUGUUAUUUUAGGAUUUAGCCGGCUGCCGUCUGAUUGGCUGGAUUUAUUUCUGUUAUUAUUUUAGGAUUUAGCCGGCUGCCGUCUCAACCUUCUCCUGUGCCUUAUUUUCUGGAUUCUUCUGCUGGUUUUUGGUUUUUCUGUGCGAUUUCUUCAGCUGGUUCCGGAUAGUUUCUGUUUGUUCUGGAGGGUUUUUAUUGGUGAAUGUAUUUCUAUUGAUCAACAGGUAAAGCCCCGCCCACCUGUCCUACCUGUGAGUGUGUAUGUGUGUAUUUAUGUGCGUAUGUUAGACUGCGCUGUGAUUGGUCAAGCUUCAAAAUGUCCCGCCUUUUUUCUAUUAAAACUAUUUAAUUCAGUUCAGUUUUUAUUUUUUAAUCUUUUUACUUCUGUUUCGGUUUUUGGUCAUUUUUUUGUCAAACAGGAAAAAAGCCACAAAAAAACAGGAGCUGCCAGUUUGCCUUCUGACCUUCGUUUUACAAUCAGACGUUUGGUUUGGAGUUUAUUCUGCUGUGAGAAUAAAUAAAUUCAGCUUCAGAGUUCAUCGAGGGUUCAGCUUCAUCAAACAUCUCAGCUUCACUAAAUCGAAAUGUGGAGUUUUUAAAAGUCAAACCAAAGUCUGUGUGCCUUUCGACUGGACCAACCGAUUCAUUCCUGUUUAAACGGCUUCUAAACUUUUCUUACUUAGGUUUGAGUUCAGUGUUUGUACGUGAUCAGCUACAUGUGUGAUCAGCUUCAUACGUGACGGUUUCCAUGUUUUCAUGUUACGACUGGUUUCACAUCAAAUCAGUUUUUAUCAAAACUCUUUUUAACAAAAACGUUUAUUAUGUCUUCUUGCAAGGUAAUCAACAUCUAAUCAUAACCAACAAACUCAGUUUCUGUUCAGACCUGAUGUAGCACCGCCCACAUACAUGUAGCCCGCCUCCACAUGAUGUAACCCCGCUCAUGUACAUGUAGCUCCGCCUCCAUCUCCAGACUACACCCCUGGUAUCUGUUGGCCCUUGUGAUCGAUCAAAAGCAAAGAAAUCUGGUUCACUAAAAGAUCUUCAAAGCAACGUUUCCAAUGUUGGCUUUUAUUAGCGAGUCGGCUGGCUGCUAAAGCAAUUCAAGGACUAACGAUCCGCACGGUCGAUCCGUUUAUUCGCAAUGAAAUGUCUUAAACUAAUUUUUGCAGGACUGCCUUUGUCGUAGAAAAAAAUUAAAAAAUUAUCUUGAGUAAAAACUCGGAACCAGUAUUGCCUCCUUGUACCGUAGAUAUUGAACCGAAACAUUAGGUAGCUUCAGCUAACGCUAGCUCAUGUCACACAUUAGCUCAUUUAAGAUAAUGUUGGCUAAUAACAAAUGCUAGCUAGAUGAAGCUAAUGUUUGCUCAUGUAGAAACCAGAGAAGUCCAGUUGGUUUCUACUGAAAACCAAGCUAACAUUAACUGACUACACUUCAGUUAACAUUAGCUUAUAUCACACAUUACCUAACUGAAGCUAAUGUUGGCAAAUAAAUGCUAGCUGGCUAAAGCUAAUGUUCGCUCUUGUAGAAAUCAGCUGGACUUCUGGAGUCCAGUUGGUUUCUACAUGUGCAAACAUUAACUAAAGCUACCUAAUGUUUAUUGUUAGCUAGUUUAAGCUGAUGUUGGCUAAUAGCUUGGUUUUCCUUAGAACCGACUGGAAUUCUGACUAAGUCCAUCUGGUUUCUACAUUAGCUUUAGCUAGCUAGCAUUUGACAUUGGCAAACAACAGCUAGCUAGCAUUUGUCAUUUACCAGCAUUAUCUUCAUUUAGCUGAUGUGUGACAUGAGCUAAAGCUACAUAGUGUUUGUUGCUUGCUAGUUUAGGCCAAUGUUGGCAAAUAAUGAUAAGGACUUUUUCAAAAACCUCCCAGUGAACAGUCCCGCUGGUUUCUACAUGAGGUAACGUUAGCUAAAGCUACCUAAUGUUUGUUGUUAGCCAACAUUAUCCUAAAUUAGCUGACGUUAGCUUGGUUUUUAGUUGAAAUCAGCUGGACUUCUCUCUGGGAGGUUUAAAAAAAAUGACUAUUUGUUGUUUGCCAACACUUUUUUAAGUUAGCUAAUGUGUGACAUGAGCUAACAUUAGCUGAAGCUCCCUAACGUUUGUUGUUAGCUAGUUUAGGCUAAUGUGACCUCAUAUCAGACAUUAUCUAAAUUAAGAUAGUGUUGGUUAAUAAAUGCUAGCUAGCUGAAGCUACUAAGUCCUGGUUAAGCUAGUUCGAAAGCUUCUAUUUUUAAUAGUCCAACGACUCCAGAUUCAUGUCCGGCUUCUGUUGCCAAACAAGAAGAGAAAAUUGGUUAAAAACCUGUCUAUAUAAAUAUAACAAAAACAAAUUAAAUGAUGAAAAUAAAUGUCCUGAAAACAUACAAAAGAAGUGAUUGGUUAAAAACUGAGAAAUAUUCAGUAAAACAUGAAGAAAACAUCUUAACGUUGUGUGAAAGAUGUUCAACGUUUAGAUCAGAAUCCAACAUGUGAAACGUUCUUCUGGACUAAAUAUAUCUAACUGAUCCAGUCUGGAAGCUGUACAUGUUCACAUCAUACGUGACAGAAGCCACUCUGCAUUAAACCACUGGCUGAUCUCAUCACAAAAAGGUCAAAUAUUAGUUUAAACUGUGUUUGUGUUACCAGGUAAUGUUAGCGUGUGAAACCCGUGUUGCUUCUCGUCACAUGAAGACAUGAAAACAUUUUCAGUCAUCUUAUUCUGCUGAAUUCUUUCUCAAACACAUCUGUACAGAUCGUCAGUCGUCCAGGUUGUGGAGAUCAUAGGAGCUAAUGUUAACUGAUUACAAAUAUUAGCUAAUUUAGGCUAAUGUGGGCUAACAACAAACAUUAGGUAGCUUUUACCAAUGUCAGCUUAUGUAGAAACCAGCUGAACUUCUCUCUGGGAGGUUGUUGAAAAAGACCUUAUUGUUAUUAUCCAACAUUAGCCUAAACUAGCUAACGACUAACAUUAGGUAGCUUUUGCUAAUGUUAGCUCAUAUCACACAUUAGCUGAUUUAAGAUAAGGUUGGCUAGUAACAAAUGCUGACUUCUCUGUGGGAGGUUCUUUUUCAAGAAGCUAACUAAUGUUUAUUUGCCAACAUUAUCUUAAAUUGGAGCUAGCAUUAGCUGAAGCUACCUAAUGUUUGUUUUUUGCUAGUUUAGGCUUACAACAAACAUUAUGUAGCUAAACAUUAGCUAAAGUUAAUGUUUCAUAAUAUCAAAUGUUAGCUCGCCAAAAGUAAUGUUUGCUAUUGUCAUAUACUAGCUAGCUAAAACUAAUGUUAACUCAUGGAAAAACCAGCUGGACUUCUCCUUGGGAGUUUCUUCCUUAUUGUUAUUAGCCAACAUUAGCCUAAACUUGCUCAUAACAGACAUUAAGCAGCUUUAGCUAAUGCUAUCUAGCUGAAGCUAAUGUUUGCCUAUCUGAAUUUAUUACUGAAACUGAUUUUAUUUUCAUUUAACUGCAUUAAACUGACAAAUCUUUUUUCAAACUGUUUUCUACCUGAAUGUAUUUAGCCAAUGUAAAGUAGUCGUGGUGCAUUGUGGGAAAGGGGGGGAGGGCUCAACUCGAAAACAAAUAAAGUUAGUUGAGUUUUUAUUUAUUCUGAAAGUGUGACAGGAAGUUGUAGCAUGAAUCACUGAAUAAAUAAAGAAAUCUGACAACCAA